UUGACGAUAGGGUUUUUAUUUCGUGUAUUCCGCGAUCAAGCCAGAAGAAGGACUGAAAUGUCAGAUAUUCGACGGGUAUCCACGAACGUGUGUAAUGUCAGCGACAAGUGACGCAUCUGCGCUUCCCGCGGCGCGAACUUCACGCGAAACGAUGCCAAGAGGAUAAAUUAUGCCUCGAAAAGAGAACACCAAAGCAAAAACAUGGGAGCGAGACAGAAGAAAACGUAUGAACACAUACUUCAAAACGCUAGCAGAUCUUUUGCCACCGCAUCAGGAGGGUCGCAAACGCAACAAGGUCGACAUCCUGAUCCAUGCCUCAAAGUACAUCAAAGACCUCCAUAGCCGUACAGAGGAGUUAUUUUCAGCUCAUGCAUCAGAAGCACACAAGGAAGAAUUGGCUCGUCUAAAAAAACUGGUAACUCAGCUCUUCUCUCGUACACAAUUAUUAUCUACUCUUCUGCGAGAGGCUGGUAUCUCUGUACCAGCAGAGCCAGCCCUUGAAAAGAUAUCUCCUUUGAAAUGGUCAAAUAAAAUUAAUGUGGAGGAUGCAGAGAAGUAUUUUAGCAAAUUAGAAGAAAUAAAAAGUUCUGAGAGCAAGAGGGAAAAAUCUGUGGAACUCAAAGUGCCUUCUAAAAGGAAAUCAGUUACUUCUUCUCAUUCAUCUAACAAAAAGUUGGCAGAGAAUAGUGAUAAUUCUAAGGAUGUGAAUAGUUCCAUAGAAAAUCAGGAGAAUCAGGUGAAUUGUGCAAAUAGCAAAGAUGAGAAUUCAGAUAGCACAGGCAAUGCAUCAGAGACGGGAUCCAAAGAACCAGAAUGCUGCCAAACAAACACAAGUUCUGAUGUAGCAGUCACUACAAUAAAUGGCAAAACAAAUAGUGCAUUACAGAAAGUAGAAUCUCAAAAGAAGGUAAAGAGAAAAAUAAAGAAAAAGGAGGAGAAAAAAUCGUUGAAUCCUUGUAUAAAUAAUUCUGUGACUAGUCUGACCCCAAACACUGUCAUACUAUCGGGCGGUAAAUUAAUGCCUCUGGUAACUCCUAUGACGUCGAACAUAAUUGUAAAUACUCAGCAACAACCGACGAACCCCAUAAUCCUCGGGAACGCUCAACAGAAUCAGAUGAUCGUGAUGCAGCCUUUGACGAAUCGCGUGCAGAAUCCUGUCGUAUCAAUUUGCAAUCAAGCUGUGAUUAAUACGGUACAAAAGGUAACGUUAAACACAGUCCCUAAUAUUCGUGCAAAUAUGGUGGUAGAUUCACAGAAUUGGGCAUCUAAUGUGAAGAAUAUAAUUAACGCGACAAAGAUCGGUGGUCAUAAAGGUAUUUUACCGAAAGGUAAAGAAGUUACAAAGACUACAAUGACGUAUAAAGUUCCUAUUCCGGCAGUUCACAAGGAAAAAAUAGAAAAAUCAAAGGAACAUGCUUCUAAAAAGGAGACAGAAGUUAAAUCAAAAGUUGGAAAAAGUAACGCGAAACAUAAUAAAAAUCAGCAACCUACAGAGGCAGUAGAAGAGAAAAAUGAGAAAGAAAAAAGUAUGAAGUGUGCUGAUGAUGCAGAUGCUACACAAAAAGCUCCGGUUAAACGCCUUUCAAGUACAGAAUCUGGGCCUACCGAUGAACCCAAUGAUAAGAAACGAAAACUGAACGAAAAUAAUGAAGACAACAUAGCAAAAGUUCCCGUGUCCAAAGCAGACUUUGCUGUGACCUGUAAAUCCAUUGAAAGUUUGAAGCACGUGAUAGAAAAGAUAGGCGAGAAUACGAACGAGGGACAAGAUAAAAAUCAUGCUCUGACUCAGUUAGAAGAGAAGGAGACUGAAACGAACGUAGAAUGCCCUGUUUUGUUAUGCACUAAUGGUGUCAAUCAAGAGGAAGUUCCUGAUUCUUCAAAAUCAGAAGAUGUCUUGACAUCAGAGAAUAUUCAGUGUGGAAUGAAAGAAACUCAAGAUUCGUCGAUUUCAGACACAACAUCAUCGGUAACUUUUUCUGACGAGCAUUUAAAAUGUGGCAAUGAAGCUGUAUCAGUCUCUCCAGAAGCAGACUUCCAUAUUCCUGUAGACAGCACUCUGGAAAAAUCAAGUAACAGUGUGGAUCAGCCUAGCUCUAAAUCACCUUUAACAGAAGUUGAAGAAGUAGUACAAGAAUCUGUGGGAUCUAGGAAGAUGAAAGAAGUGUGCAAUCUUGGAGCAGAAUUCGAUAAUCUUUUACAAGCUGCAUCUAAAGAACCAGAGGUUGUUGAAGGAGCACCUAACUUAGAAAGUAAUAAGAUUAUUCUAAAUUUGGAUACAAAUACUACAACAACUUUGAAACCAGAAGCAAGUACAGCUGUUCAGACAUCAGACACCACAACACCAACAUCAUCUUUACUUCCUGUUAGUAUAGUGGAAGAUGAAUCUAAAUUAUCUAAGACAUCAAAAGAUGAAGUAUCAAAGUCGUCAUUGUCAUUUAACACAGAAAAUUCUUUUGUACCUAUUGGUAACAGGGCUGAUGGUCUUCAUUCUGAUCUUUCGAAUGAUAUAUUUGCCUCCCUUCAAGUUCCUUCUAGCUCACACAACCCAGAAUCUAUAUCUCCUACUGCAGCAUUUUUAAUGGCAUUCCCAUUGGUAUCUUCAUUGAAUGGGAAAACAGAAGUCUUGGAAGAGGAGAUGAAAGAAGACUUCAAAUACCACAGUCAGACUCCUCCUAUGCUUUUACAAAUUGGAACAAUGGAGCCCAAUAGCUUUAAACUAAAAACAUCAUCACCAUCCCAUUCAGUACCUGAAAAACGAUUAAAAGUGACUUGUGAAGAGAAGAAAAAUAUAAAUCCUCCAGUUAGUGAGGCUGUAAACUCAGAUAUGAUGGUUUCUGUGGAAUGUAACACGACUACAAAAACCUUGUCCAAGGUUGUCAGUGAGGAACCUCUUAGAGAACCCUAUAAAAUAGUUCAGAGUGUCUUGACACCAUCUUUAGAGAAGUCUGUACCUACUAGUUCCUUUUCUCACGCGACUCUAUACUCCAUUGGAAGUGCUUCAGGCACUACUUCCAUUACAAGUACUUCAGAAGCAGCAGAAGAUUGCCAGAAUCAACUCACAACGAAUCUGAGAAACACAAUUACAAAUAAUAACAAUGAAAAUGUUAGUGAGUCUCAAAUUGACACUGCCUCUAUCUCAAAUAAAACAGACCCGACUAAUUUACCAGUUCAGGCUUCGACAUGUGACACUAACGUUCGUUACAGCACCUCUCAGGACUUCUUAUCUAGCUACUCAACAAUUGUAGAGAAUAAUUUGUCCAAUUUACAACAAAAUUCAACAGCUUGUACCAAUUCAACCAUUCAAGAAACGAAUCCGACUGGCCUGAGUCAGAAUAUUGUGCCUGGUGUAUCGCAAGCACCACUGGUUCCUCAUUUAAAUAACACAAGUACUACCACAAAUUCUUCAUCGUUACCUCUACAGUCUAUGCAGAUGGAUUAUGCUCCGCAAAUAAAAGAAAAAGAAUCUCACACUUCUCGUGUCGCUUAUGGGGUUCAUAAUAAAGAUCCUAUGGUGGAUUCUAAUAUUGUACCCAAUAAUCGACUGAAUUACACUGGUCAUAUAGAUAGAGCUCUUCCCACUUCUUCUCAGAAUAUUCAACAAGAAUAUUCAAUGCAGUCUAAAAAUGCUGCAUUGCCUAUUCUUUCUUCCCAAGCCAUGCAAACUGUGUAUGAAUCACAGCCUAAAGACACUCAUGUUCUAAGUACUAGACAGAAUGCUCAUCAGAGUUACACAGUUCAUGAGAAGGAUCAUAUUAUUCAGAACACUCACAGUGACUAUACAGUGGAUCAGAAUAAGAAUAUUCCUCGAAAAGACUCUUAUCCCACUGGAAAUAGCAACACUACUACAUCUAACAGAAAUCAGAGUUACCCAUCAAAGGAUCCAAUAUCGAAUUCAUCGGAAAAUCACUUCCAACGUAAUUAUUCAAAGAUGAACAAGGAGUCUGAUUCUUCAGGUAACAACGUUGUAGAUCAGGAUACAAAAUUGAACGAUGUUUUGAGAUCAAAGCCUCAGGAACAACAAAAUCAUAGACGUGACACUAAUUAUAGUACUACGAAGAAAAUGGAUGUUGAUCCAUUUACUCAAACGUUUUCUUAUGGUGUAAAGGAGUCUAUGGGUAGUCAGACUGAGCAGAGUGCAUUGAAUCAGAGUACUGAUAAUUUAUAUCAAGGGAAAAGGGAGGACACGCAGAAUUAUUCCACUUAUUCUAAUAAGGAUUCAAAGAAAAUUAAUACUAGUUCCUCUAACAAUAUGAGCAGCAAGCCUCUCAUUCAGAAUACUCCUGUCACUCGUUACUCUCAACAAUCAACGUCCUUCGUAGCAACGUCAAACUAUGAGCAAAGUACAGUCACUGAAAACCAUGCAAAAUCAACCACUACAGUUGCUCACAAUUCUUCCAAUUUUAGCAUCUUGUCUUGGACCACUUUUUCCCCAGUUGGUGGAGGCAGCAAUAAUAACAUAGUACAGUUUGAGCAAGGGUCAAGUCAGGCAGACAAUACCGAGGCUAAAACCAUCUGUGAGAAUUAUAAUUAUGUACCUCUACACAAGGAAAAUCCAAACUUCUCUAAUGUAUUAACUAAUGACGUUUAUUCAGUAAAUUCGACUAUGGCUAACAUGGAUAAAUCGAGGAUGAAAUCUACAAUGGAACCACAGAAACAGCCUUUUGUGGAUCCCUCUAAAACCAGGAAUAUUCAGACCAAUGUUCCUCCAUCUGGUAAACAGAGUCGUAUGCAGAAUCAAAGUCAGACUUCUUCUAAUAAUAAUAAUUAUAACAAGUUCAGUACAGAGAAUAAGAAUAAAUCUAAAUAUGGCAUAGAGUCAGAGUACAUUCCAAACGAAUAUUCAGGAAUGGAGCAGCAGUCUCAGCAGCAACAGCAACAUGGACCAAAGAACCAUCAGCCUAUGGCUACAAAGCAGGAUAAGACAGUUUAUCCAAUGUCUAGCUAUGAUUCCCAAGUAAACUUUGAUUUACCAGAAGUUAGUACACAGAUGAAGUACCCUGUGGAGACUUAUGCUAGUUCGAAUUUCAAGUAUCCUGAUAAAUCGCAACAACAGGGUCAGAAUAAGUAUCAACCCUUGGUUCAGGGUCAAAUUGCUCCCCUUCAACAUGAUACUGUUACUUAUAACAAUGAUGGAAAGCAUGGACAACAACAGAGUACAACAAAGUCUAAAGCAAACCAGCAACAGCAUGCAAUUAGGGCACCUGUUAACUGGAUGAUGACACCAGAGAUCAAGCACAAUGCAAAUAUUGCUGACAUCAUUCUACCACCUAUUGGAAAAGAGCUGGAGUUCUGUCAGAAUAAUCUAUUUGCCCAAACACCAUCAUACAAUCAAGGAACGCCAAAUCAGUUCUAUAAUAACUAUGAUGUUGCAGCACAUAGUUUUCCUAAUUUACCAGUUCUGCAAAGUGAACCCAAAAGGACCUCUGAGGUGUUUUAUUCUGAGGAACAGCCUUUCCCAUGGUCUCCUACAAAGACCAGUGUUCAUGUUGAGCAGACUCAACCAGUCAAAGGCAUAGACCAGCACAUUGUUUCUUCCAGUCUUCCAACUUUAGUAGGUGAUCUGGAUUUGGGUACCAAUAUACCAGAAAAACAGAACUUCUUGUUUGGACAGGUGCCUUCGAGAGUUCCACCUGAUCAGAGCAAAGAUCCUAAUAAGGAUAAAGAAGGAACUGUCACAGGACGUGAUUUCCAUAAUGUGUUGAACAAUCAGACUGUCCAGCAUCCAGGAGCUGGAUCUUCGUUUCUUUCUGUCAGUCAGUUAGUGGAACAUGAGAAAGCAGAGAAGUCUCAUCAGCAACACCAUCAACAACAUCAUCAUCAUCACCACCAUCACCAUCAUGCUCAUCCACAUCAACAACAGCAACAGCAGCAGCAGCAACAACAGCAACAACAGGCUAGGAAACAUCAAAGAAAGAACAAUGCUAGUCCCAGAGGAACAAGUAAGAGGCAGAUGGACAUCAGAAAACAAGUUUCAGGUAAUGAUCAACUACAUCAGAGACACGAAGAGCAGAAAUCAUCUGGACAUACAUUCUCUGAACAAGGAUAUCAGCAACAACAGCAACAGCAACAACAAAAGUAUCAGCAGAAUAAUGUUCAUUGGAGGAGCAGGAAUUGCAAGAGCAAUUACACUGCAGAGGCAUUAAUAGGAACUAAUAGCAGUGUUCAUGAUACUAAUCAAGACAAGCAUGCUUCAAUUAAGUUCUCCACUAAUUAUUCUCAGAAUAAAUUCCAAACUAGUCUAGCUACUGCAGACACAGUCAUGCCUCUUAAUUAUUUCUCAAACACAGAUGAUGGAAGUGGUUAUGGACAAAUGGUUAAUCAGAACUUUAAUUCAUAUACAUAUUCUUCUAACACUAAUAUUUAUCCCACGUCGAAUUUCAUAACUAGCAUAUCAAAUACACCUACAAGCUAUAUGAUGCCAUUACACGACAACACAGAAUAUAUGGAAGCAAACGCGUUUCUCUUGCCAAACGUGUCAGUUUCUUCAACCAUCGCAUCAUCCACUACAUCUACAGUGACAACCUCUACUUCCAAUGUAAAUACCAAUGCAAAGAAUCAUCAACACUACGGGAAGCAACAGAAUUGCGACAAGAGAACGUACACCACAAAUGCGAAGAAAGGAAAGAGGAAGGGCUUAGAUGGUACCAUGCAGAACUUAGAAUUUCCUCUGUCUGGCAUUAAUUCACCUUUGGAGGAUUAUCACCAUUCUGCUACAUUUUUACCACCACCACCACCACCACAUGCUAGCCCUCUUUAUCAGAAUCAUCCACAGACAAAUGUAUACACCAAAGCAGUGAAUGGCUUGCCGCCGCCGCCGCCAUCAGUCGCUGGUCCUCAGGGUGUACCAACUGUGGCAACAGCUGGUUUUCCAAUGAAUCCAAAUAUGUCAAGGGGAGGAAUAGUAGCAAGCAACCCAAUGACCAUGAGUCAUCAUCCCUCUGGUACUAGUCUCACCAAUUUCAAUCUGAGUACCAUUUUUCCUGAGAUGAACGACAAAAUCACUGGGUACAAGCCACCAAAUGGAAUACCUCCAGGCUUGUCACAACCACCAAAUCAGUCUACAGCUUAUGCACAGAGAACCAACUACCCAACAAAUCCUCUCUGUCAUUUGCCACAGGUGUCGGAAGGAAGUCAAUUUGGUAAUAGCGUUCCUCCUCCUCCCCCACCGCCUCCUCCUGGAGUAAUUCAUUACAAGAAUGUAUGAUAAAUGUAAGUAUGAAUA
This is a messenger RNA of Habropoda laboriosa, 7222 nucleotides long. RefSeq names its product transcription factor SPT20 homolog. Gene Ontology annotation, molecular function: protein dimerization activity. The record is from RefSeq and is a predicted model, not a curated record. The transcript has 8 exons. NCBI's taxonomy places the organism in Eukaryota, Metazoa, Arthropoda, Insecta, Hymenoptera, Apidae. The coding region runs from base 170 to 7204 and encodes 2344 amino acids.